AUAGAUUUUGAGCUACAUCAGCCGGAAGAUAGCGCCGUCCAAUCCAAGAAAUGGCCUGUCCGAGUAUACACGUUCUCUUAUACCCGUUACCGCCAUCCGGCCAUGUCAUCCCCAUCCUGGACCUUGCCCGCCGCCUCCUCAGCCGACCCGGCCUCACUGUCACGGUCCUUGUCACUCCCGCCACCCUCCCCAUACUCGAGCCCUUCCUCUCUGCCCACCCAUCGCCUUCUCUUCAGCACCUCGUCCUCCCAGCGCCGCCACGGCCUCCUCCAUCCGUUGCCCCCAUCGACAACCUCCUCACCACCAUCCGCGGCUUCCGCGACCUCCACUCCCCGGCCUUGGUUGAGUGGUUCGGCUCCCAGGCAUCCCCUCCGGAUGUCAUCGUGUCGGACUUCCUCUUCGGUUGGACAGACAAGUUAGCCCGCCAGCUCGGCAUCCCCCGCGUCGUCUUCUCCCCUUGCAGUGCAUCCUACCUGUCGAUCGCCUUCUCGCUGUGGCGAGAUCUCCCCGAGCUCAAGGAUACACCGGAAGUCUCCUUCCCGGACUUGCCUGACUGCCCAUCGUACCCCUCGUGGCAGCUCUCUGAGGUUUACGUCGAAGCCGGGGACUCAACUAUGGAGUUUCACCGGGACAUCAUCGUCGCCGACGUGGAGAGCUGGGGCGUGCUGUUCAACUCAUUCGCAGAACUGGAGCUGGAUUAUAUCGACCAUACAAAGAGAGACUACGGGCACGACCGCGUCUGGGCCGUUGGCCCAUUGAUGCCGCCCGACGACGACCAGUGUGCCCCUGCCAGCCGCGGUGGGCCUACCUCCUUGCCGGCCGAUGAUGUCCUGGCGUGGCUCGAUUCUUGCCCAGAUGGAUCAGUUGUGUAUGUAUGCUUCGGGAGCCGCACGGUCCUGACUCGUAAGCAGAUGGAUGAGCUGGCUGCCGCGCUGGACUUGAGCGGGGUCAGGUUUGUACUCUGCGUGAAGGAUCCCGGAGAGAAUAAAGUGGAGGCGGACUACGGCAAAGUGCCAGAUGGUUUCGAAGAUCGGGUGUCCGGGAGGGGAUUGGUUAUAAGGGGGUGGGCACCGCAGGUGCUAAUACUAAGGCACCGGGCAGUGUGCGCAUUCCUAACUCACUGCGGAUGGAACUCGGUGAUGGAAGGGAUCAUGGCGGGGGUGGUGAUGCUGACAUGGCCGAUAGGGGCAGAUCAGUACCCCAACGCCAAGCUGCUGGUGGACCAAUUAGGAGUUGGGAUCAGAGUCGGAGAGGGGACUAAGAAAAUACCAGAGGCAGCCGAGUUGUCACGGAUUCUGAGGGACUCGAUUAGUGCUACCCGGCCGGAGAUGGUUCGAGCUGGAGAAAUCAGUAAGGUGGCUGUGAGUGCCAUAAAACCCGGCGGCAGCUCUGAGCAUGAUUUGGAUGACUUUAUCAAGAGAGUGUAUGAGGUUAAGAUUUCCAAGUGAUUUGGCUGAGUUUGUGAAUCAGUUUAUACGGUACUUGCAGAAGGGAUCAAGAAUAAGCGAACUUUUUUUUUUUUUUCCAGAAAACCAGAUCCCAAGCUCGGUAUACCAUAUGUAUCGAAAUUAGUUUUAAUGGUGCAAUCUGAUAAUAAUUUGAGACAGGA
Molecule: messenger RNA, 1609 nt
Organism: Punica granatum (pomegranate)
Lineage: Eukaryota; Viridiplantae; Streptophyta; Magnoliopsida; Myrtales; Lythraceae
Source: RefSeq, a predicted model, not a curated record